This is a messenger RNA of Monoraphidium neglectum, 693 nucleotides long. RefSeq lists its product as hypothetical. NCBI's taxonomy places the organism in Eukaryota, Viridiplantae, Chlorophyta, Chlorophyceae, Sphaeropleales, Selenastraceae. The transcript has a single exon. The record is from RefSeq and is a predicted model, not a curated record. Bases 1 to 693 code for a protein of 230 amino acids.
AUGGCCGCAAAGGGACGCAGGCUGGCAGCGAAGCCUCUGUCCACGUAUGGCAUGAACGGCGGCGGCGGUUUCGGCAGCGGCAUGGGCGGCAGCGGCAUGGGCGGCGCAGGCGGCUUCAGCAACGCCCCUUUCUCAGCUGGCAACAUCAUGGCAGGCAGCCAGUUCAUGGGCGGCAACAGCAUGAUGAACACCCCCUUCAUGGGCGGCAACAGCAUGAUGAACGCCCCUUUCAUGGGCAGCAACAACAUGGCCGGCGUGCAGGGCGGCAGCAGCAUGGCCGGCUCCAUGGCUGGCUCCCAGGGCGGCAACAGCAUGGCCGGCUCCAUGGCUGGCACGCAGGGCGGCAACAGCAUGGCCGGCUCCAUGGCCGGCGCGCAGGGCGGCAGCAGCAUGGCCGGCUCUAUGGCCGGCGCGCAGGGCGGCAACAGCAUGGCCGGCUCCAUGGCCGGCGCGCAGGGCGGCAGCAGCAUGGCCGGCUCUAUGGCUGGCUCCCAGGGCGGCAACAGCAUGGCCGGCUCCAUGGCCGGCGCGCAGGGCGGCAGCAGCAUGGCCGGCUCUAUGGCUGGCUCCCAGGGCGGCAACAGCAUGGCCAGCUCUUCGGCUUUCUCCAAGGGCGGCAGCAGCAUGGCCAGUGCUUCCUCGUCAAGCUCUGGCAGCAGCAGCAUGGCCAGUGCUUUCUCGAGCAGCAGUUAA